This is a messenger RNA of Jaculus jaculus (lesser Egyptian jerboa), 4800 nucleotides long. It is a transcript of the gene Scrn1, whose product is annotated as secernin 1. Gene Ontology annotation, biological process: proteolysis. The transcript has 8 exons. The coding region runs from base 124 to 1368 and encodes 414 amino acids. NCBI's taxonomy places the organism in Eukaryota, Metazoa, Chordata, Mammalia, Rodentia, Dipodidae. The record is from RefSeq and is a predicted model, not a curated record. Gene Ontology annotation, molecular function: dipeptidase activity; cysteine-type exopeptidase activity.
GGAGAGCAGGAGUCGGGGACCAGGGGACGCCGGGCGUUUCUCCUCCGCCGCUGCCGCUCCGGAUGUCGCCGCAGUGAUCCCCUCAUCCCACCGCGGGGCCGAGUUCGGAGCCCGCCGUCCAGAAUGGCCAGAGCACCUCCAAGUUACUGCUUUGUGGCCUUGCCACCCCGGGCUAAGGAUGGUCUGGUGGUGUUUGGGAAGAACUCUGCCCGCCCCAGGGACGAAGUGCAGGAGGUUGUGUAUUUCCCAGCUGCGGACUGUGAGGCCGACAGCAAGGUUGAGUGCACUUACAUUUCAAUUGACCAAGUUCCCAGGACUCAUGCCAUAGUAAUUAGCAGACCUGCCUGGCUCUGGGGAGCAGAAAUGGGAGCCAAUGAGCAUGGAGUUUGCAUAGCCAAUGAAGCCAUCAAUGCCAGAGAACCUGCUGCCGAGGCGGAAGCUUUACUGGGGAUGGAUCUGGUCAGGCUUGGUUUAGAAAGAGGGACGACAGCUAAGGAAGCCUUAGAUGUCAUCGUUUCCUUGCUGGAAAAACAUGGACAAGGUGGGAAUUAUUAUGAAGAUGCAAACUCCUGUCAUAGCUUCCAAAGUGCUUAUCUGCUUGUGGACCGUGAAGAAGCCUGGGUACUGGAGACCGUAGGGAAGUACUGGGCUGCAGAGAAAAUCACAGAGGGAGUGAAGUGCAUUUGCAAUCAGCUUUCACUCACCACGAAGAUGGACGCUGAGCACCCAGAACUCAGGACUUAUGCACAGAGUCAAGGCUGGUGGACAGGAGAGGACGAAUUCAAUUUUUCCCAGGUCUUUUCUCCAGCUGAUGACCAUCUGGACUGUGGUGCGGGCAAAGACAGCUUAGAAAAGCAAGAAGAAACUAUCACUGUGGAGAUGAUGAUUAACAUCUUACGGGACAAAGGCAGUGGAGUCUGCAUAGACUCUGACUCUUUCCUCACCACAGCAAGCAUGGUGUCAGUCCUGCCUCUGAGAAGAAGCUCACCGUGCAUCCACUACUUCACUGGAACCCCAGAUCCUUCCAGGUCCAUAUUCAAGCCUUUCAUCUUUGUUGAUGAUGUAAAACUUGUCCCCAAAACACAGUCUCCCUGCUUUGGUGUUGACGACCCAGCCAAAAAGGAGCCUCGGUUCCAGGAGAAACCAGACCGUCGGCAUGAGCUAUACAAGGCUCACGAAUGGGCACGUGCUGUCAUUGAGAGUGACCAGGAGCAAGGCCGUACCCUGAGGGAAACCAUGCUGGAGCUGGAGAAGCAGGGCCUGGCCGCCAUGGAAGAGAUCCUGAGCAGCCCCGAGCCCCCGGAGCCCUCUGAGGUGGCAGACCUUUUCUAUGACUGUGUGGACACAGAGAUUAAGUUCUUUAAGUGAAGCAAGCAUUUCUUUCCCCUUCUUAUUUAAAAUUAAAAUUUCCCACCCGACUAAAUUACCAGCAGAAAAAACAACACUCUCCUAUUUGAGUAAAGUGAGAACAUUACCAUGUGGCCUCCUUUCCUGAAGCCAGAUCCAACUGUUACCUUGUGUCUAAAUGUCCCCUUUUCUGCCACCUAGGUCCCCUUUGCUAUGUAACACAUAUCCUUCCUGCCUGUUGUUCCAUUGUGUGAUGAAUUGAGGGUUUGGAGCUGCUAUUCUUGUAUUUCAGUGACAAUGGACACAUUAGCCUCUCACUAGUCUACUAACGUUCUUUGAGCCUUGAAAGACAGACUGCUGAUCCGAAGUGGUGGGAAAGGAGUUUCUGAGGCCUAAUCUUUUUCUCAGUACUGAUUUCUUCCAGUUAACAAAAGGCGUUUGUCCCUAUACAGCACUCUUAUAGGUGUAGAAGGGAGAAAUCCCAAACUUCCCUCACUGGAAUGCAGGCCUGGGUGUAUCUAAUAUCCCCACAGGUGUUUCCUGGAAAACUAAGCCCAUGGGAAGGAGUAGAGAGGCCCUUUUGCAUUCCCAGAUCUGUUCCAGUGCCUGUGACCUUGAAGGACCUCUCUACCUUAACUGUGGUAGAUCCAGACCCACUUCCACACACAGGAGCUCCAGCCAUCCAUGUUAGCUGGAACGUACCCAACUUAGAGGUUCCCAGCCAUGCUGUGGCCUUGCAAGGCACUGUGUGGCUUUCUCCACCCAGCACUGCACUCACCCCCUGAAUGUGGCUGUGUGUGGACAUGAUUCAGAGUUUGGCUGCCAACAUCUUGACCAGGAUUUAUUAAAUGGACCUGUGGUGCCCACACAACUGCAAACUCAGCUAAUAAGGAGAACACUGUGACUACUGAGGGUCGCUGGAGAAGCUAGACUCCGAGAAGUCACUACUUUAGCUUGGCAGAGAGUCUGGGCGGUGCUCACUGGUUUCCAACAUGUUCACAUGAAGGGCAGGGCUCCCCACCAAAGCACACCAAGGCUUGCAAGGAGGACCAGGUGGGCAGGCUGGCGACAGAUGGCUUUCUCUGUAAGAUGACAGCCAGCCUUGCCCUUCCACCUAGCCUGCUCGAGCUCACAAGUCAGUAUGUGAAACAACUGACUUCCAGGGUCUCCGCCCUUAGUCCUCAUGUCCCACUUGCCCAGCAGCUGUUUUUAGACUGAUUGCUGAAGUAGGAGGGAGACUGGGUGGGGGAGGGGGACCUUUUAAUGGUGUAUAUUGAAAGUCUUGACUACUCCUGAAGCGGCCAACGGGGCAGAGAUGACCAACAGAAAUGUAUGUUAGCAGAACAGCUAGUGGGAAUGUGCCAUUUGGGUCUAAUUAUGCAUCCUCAUUCUCAACAGGAGUGUGAAAACGCAUACUGUACCAGUGGUCUCAGAAACAGCUUUGGGUUCCUACCUCCUACCCAGCAACAGCAUUUUGGGUUGAGGGCUGGCAGGGCCUGUCACAUCUGUUGACACUGAGAUUAGAGGUUUUAUUGGAGUAAAGCUUGCUUUCCUAUAAACUUUUCUUCAGAGUGAGGUUAAAGGUCCAGUGUGAACCUUUGGUUCACAGAUUUAUUAAAUUCUGUCUUCAAUAUUACAAAAAAAUACAUUGUGUAAGUUAGGCCGAAUUUUCCAGCUAGAGAAAUUCAUGGCAGCAUAGUGGUGGCGUGUCGGCAUUCCACUGCUGGUAAAGUGAGGGCUAUGGGGGACUGGCUUCUCUCAGUGGCCACAGGUACACUGGGAAGAAUGAGGACCCAGCAGAUGGAGUUACCUGUCCACUCCCAAGCCUACUUGCCAGAUUCCUUAACAUGAUGACACAGAGCCAGCCUAAGAUUUUACCGUGUGCUCUCACCUCCACCUGUUAUGCCCGAGCAUCAGGUUUCAUCAGGACUGAUUUCUGAGACAGCCAGGUUUACCAGAAACCUAGUGAGAAUACAUUACAGACUGUUCGUUAUUGUGCAAGGUGGCGGACAGUCGUGCCAGCUUGAUGUCAUUACCCAGUCAUGCUAUGGAAAACACAUUGGCCAUGGCCACUACUGUUAUUGGACAUUGACCUUAGUCCAGAAUGGCAGAAAAUGACUAGCCCUCCUUGAAGGUUGUCUUGGUCAGUACCAGAAACCACAGCUGUGAUGUUUCCAUAUUACCACUAGAGGGCAGGAGCCAUCUGGCCGCCUGACAAGUUAAACUGGACCUGGUUUCUCCUGUCUGGCAAUUGAAGUGGCCUUAGUACAAAGCCUCGUUUUGUGGGCAGAUUCUUUUUGCAUUGGGAUGGGUGUAGACAGACAAGAGGAAAAUAGGUAUUGCUGAUAUGCCUGUAUGAACUUGUAUCUAAAUCAACAGCUGGAAAUGCACUGGCUUUUGAAGAGGCAGCUCUAGGAGAAAUGGGUGAUUUUGAGUGCUCCUAACAAGAGUUUCAUUUGAAGAAAUCCUUCUUCCAUGGAUAAUUUCUUAACCAGGGAAAGGUUUUAUGAGGGCAGCAUGGAGAAGAUGAAUAUUCAGGAUACAAUACAUAUGUAAUGUUUAAAGUUCACUGUGUGUAAAUAACUCCCUGGAACACCACUUAUGCAUCUAUUAAGACUUGGGGUGAGCUGGGCGUGGUGGUGUACAACUUUAAUUCCAGCACUGGGGAGGCAGAGGUAGGAGGAUCUCCAUGAGUUUGAGGCCACCCUGAGACUCCAUAGUGAAUUCCAGGUCAGCCUGGAUUAGAUUGAGACCCUACCUCGAGCCCCCCCCACAAAAAAAGACUUGGGGUGAGGUACCUGUGCAUGUUUUGUGCAGAAACAAGUCAUGGUUGUGAAGGACAGAUGCUCUUCCCGACCUGCCCACAUAAUCUAACACAAGACAGCUAAUUGUCACACAGAUGGGAUUUACAAUAAGUGAAAACAGCCCUUAGAGUUAAGGGCACACAUUGACAGACAGUAAAUUAGCAAAGCAGAAAUAGUCCUUUUUCAUUCUUGAAGUGUCUGGAAGCUUUGGGUAGAAUAAAUAUAUAAUAAAAAUUAUGGUGACUAGUGCCCAACACAAGCCCCAAUGUUAUUAGGAAUCUGCCUUAUAAGCUGACAUGUGGAGCAGGCAUAUGCCUCAUAGGUCUUACUGCUUAGCAGUGAAGCUCCUUUAAUAGAAUCGGAAGGUUAAAAAAGCAGCUGUCAAGCAGACAAGUGACUCUGCAUUCUAGCUGGUGUCAUCCCACAUUUACAGUUUGCAGUCACGUGAGAAUCCAAAUAUGCUGGCUGGAAACUGCUAUUGGCAGGAAAUAACAAAAGAAAACCUUUGUUUCCUGCAGUGGAAACGGACCAUGUAGUCUUAACAGUCUUUUGUAUGAAUAUCCACAAAUCAGAUAAUGUCCCUAUCCAGUGCUUGCCUUUGGAAUUGUCUGUACAUGUACCAAACAUACAAUAAAAAUACUGAAGUUAA